AUGCUGGACAAUAUCGAUCACAUUGUGCUUGUUCUUUCGGGGAAGGGCGGUGUUGGAAAGUCGUCUGUCACCACACAGCUGGCCUUGACCUUGGUGAGGUUGGGUUAUAAAGUUGGCGUGCUGGAUAUCGACCUGACAGGACCCUCGAUGCCCCGGAUGUUUGGUCUUGAGCACGGCAAGAUCCACCAGUCUUCCAAGGGAUGGGUUCCUGUUUACUACGACGACAGCAAGCGUCUCUCUGUGAUGUCUCUGGGGUUCUUGCUUGGCGACCGGGGAAAUAGUGUUGUUUGGCGUGGGCCAAAGAAGACUGCCAUGAUCCGGCAGUUCAUCAAAGAUGUUGAGUGGGAGGACCUCGACUAUCUGUUAAUUGACACCCCACCGGGAACUUCAGACGAACACAUCGCGAUCGCUGAAGAGCUGCGAUACUGCAAAAACGUUGACGGGGCGGUUGUGGUGACGACGCCUCAGCUUGUCUCCGUUAACGACGUGAAGAAGGAGAUCAACUUUUGCGAAAAGGUCAACUUCAAAGUGCUAGGUAUCGUGGAGAACAUGUCUGGGUUCGUGUGCCCCCACUGUGACGAGUGCACCAAUAUUUUCAGUUCCGGUGGGGGAGAGGCACUAGCCACGAACUUGAAGCUCCCGUUUCUGGGAAGUGUCCCCAUCGACCCCACGUUUAACGAACUCAUAGAAAUGCAACUAGAAUGGAAAGACCGUGGCAGUUUGAUCGACCAGUACGGCAAGUCCGCCUUGAGCACGAUCUUCGCCCAGAUGGGAGAAAAGCUCGGGUGGGCGAAACUCACUUGA
Molecule: messenger RNA, 804 nt
Organism: Ogataea philodendri
Lineage: Eukaryota; Fungi; Ascomycota; Pichiomycetes; Pichiales; Pichiaceae
Exons: 1
Coding region: 1-804 (267 amino acids)
Biological process (GO): iron-sulfur cluster assembly
Cellular component (GO): cytosol
Molecular function (GO): 4 iron, 4 sulfur cluster binding; ATP-dependent FeS chaperone activity; ATP binding
Source: RefSeq, a predicted model, not a curated record